AUGGCCUCGUCUCCGGCGCAUUCCUCUGCUAGCUCCGGCGACACCUCCGAUGCAUCUCAGCCCGCAUCCAUUGCCGUGGUGCAGACGGUGAACAUCCGUUCACACGUCCCCAUCCUUCUCGAUCUCCUGGACUCCAACUACAGCCAGUGGAGGUGCUGCUUCGACUCCGUCCUCGGCAACGCGACGCAGAAAUGGCGCCAGAUCAACUGCUGCAUCGUCAACUGGCUGUACACCACCGUCAACAAGAACGUCUUCGACAUCAUCUACAAGCCUCGCGCCUCAGCGUUCACCCUUUGGUCGGACAUCGAGGGCCUCUUCCGCGACCAUGAACUCCAGCGCGCCGUCUACCUGGAGGUUGAGUUCCGCAGCCUCAACCAGGGCGACCUCAACAUCUCGGACUACUGCUCCCGCCUCAAGCUCCUCGCUGAUGGCCUGCGCGACGUCGGACAGCCCGUCUCAGAGUCGAGCUAG
This is a messenger RNA of Panicum virgatum (switchgrass), 471 nucleotides long. RefSeq lists its product as uncharacterized. The record is from RefSeq and is a predicted model, not a curated record. The transcript has 2 exons. NCBI's taxonomy places the organism in Eukaryota, Viridiplantae, Streptophyta, Magnoliopsida, Poales, Poaceae. The coding region runs from base 1 to 471 and encodes 156 amino acids.